GGUUUUUCCACCCAACACACAACACAACAGCCUACCUGUUUUGUCUCACACGCCAGCUCCUCCCUCGCUCCAUCCCUCCCUCCUCUCUUCUCUUCUCUUCUCUUGUUGUGCCGUGUGUGUCUGUUAUAUUCCUAAAUCAAACUCUUUUCUGUUACAGUUCAGUCAUUACCAUCAAAAGCUAGCUAACAAAACUAGAAGCAGUUUCCCCAUUUAUAUACAGAACCCACAUCAACAACAAGAACUGAGCUAACUCCACAAGUCUCCCUUCUCAAAUCCACCUAUCAUUGAUAAGCUCCAAGGACAUCAAGUAAAGUUCCCUACUUCCUGGAACGAUUUAUGAUCCUUUCCCAUUCACCGAAAGGUUCCUUCUUUCUGAACUCAGCCUCCUCCAAGGAUCUAGUUCAAAGCUAAAGCUUUUGGCUUUUAAGUUCUUACCAUCACUCAGCAGGAUUGUCCUCUUCUUAUCAUCUCUCUCUGUUCUCUGUUUCCUUUAUUGGGAAGGGAUACUUGACGGGUGUGUUCUUUUUAGUUGACAAGUUCCUUGGAGAGGGUAGGGAAUGGAAGGUUUUGAUUUGUUUACAAGGGGAUAUCUAACUCACUUCCCUAAAAGGGAUUCCGAUUUUGUUGCUACCCUUUUGGUGAAGUGCUUCUUACCUUAACUGGGAUCUCUUUGUUGGAUCUCUCUAUUUGAGCUUCGAUCUGCUCGAGAGACAAACUUGCCUGUAUUCGGACAAGGUUUAUCUCACACACACAAGGUGUUCGAUCCUUUGUCUCACUGAAGGAUCGAGCAUGGCAAUGGAGGAAUGCAAGGAUCAUGGGAGACUCAAUCCAACAACUAGGCCCUUGCCAUUGAGACUCCUCCAGUUUCUCCUGCUCUUUCUAGCAUUUGGGCUUGGAAUUUCAGUUCUCGCCAUGUUCAUGACUCAAUAUUUCGGAGCUCAAACUUUACCAGCUGCUUUUGCAAGGCAAAAAGUUGUGGUGCCGUCUCCUUUAGGUUUGCCAAGCCUCAGAGAAGAACCACCGUAUUCAUUAGAGAGGUGGGUUAGGCCUCCAGCUAAUUUGAUGCAUAGGAUGAAUGACAGUGAAUUGUUGUGGCGUGCUUCGUUCAUUCCCCGAAUCAGAGAGUAUCCUUUCAGAAGGGUGCCGAAGAUUGCGUUCAUGUUCUUGACAAAGGGCCCAUUGCCCUUGGCGCCUCUUUGGGAGAGGUUUUUCCAUGGGCAGGAAGGUCUUUAUUCUAUCUAUGUUCAUGCCUUGCCACAUUAUGUGUCCAACUUCUCGUCAUCAUCAGUGUUCUACAAGAGACAAAUCCCAAGUCAGACAGUAGAGUGGGGCAGAAUGAGCAUGUGUGAAGCCGAGAGGAGGCUCCUGGCAAACGCCCUGCUUGACAUCUCCAAUGAAUGGUUCGUCCUAAUCUCCGAGGCAUGUAUCCCUCUCCAAAACUUCAGCAUCGUAUACCGCUACAUAUCCAGAUCUCGGUACAGCUUCAUGGGCUCAUUCGAUGAACAAGGUCCAUAUGGAAGAGGACGCUACAAUCCGAACAUGGAGCCCGAGGUCACACUCAACCAAUGGCGUAAAGGAUCUCAAUGGUUCGAGGUGAACCGCAAGCUCGCCCUCCACAUAGUAUCAGACACCAAGUACUACCCUAAGUUCAGAGACUUCUGUCGACCAUCGUGUUAUGUCGACGAGCAUUACUACCCUACAAUGUUGAGCAUCACAGUGCCACAUCUGUUAGCCAACAGGACGGUAACGUGGACAGACUGGUCACGAGGCGGACCCCAUCCAGCUACAUUUGGGAAGUCCGACAUUACCGAGGAGUUCUUCAGGAAACGGUUUGAAGGACAACAGCAGCCAUGCCUUUAUAACACCCAGCCGACGACACUGUGCUUUCUGUUUGCUAGGAAGUUUGCUCCAAGUGCUUUGGAACCUCUUUUGAACUUACCAUCCAAAGUUUUUGGUUACUGAUGUUACAAAAGAGUCCUCUGGUUAGUUUAGUUAUCAGACCAGCCUACAUGAACUCUUCAAAUUAUAGAGAACUGAACUGAUUGAGCUAUCUUGGUUUUAGGUUUUGUGUCUUAUAAGAGGGGUUUCCUCUCUCUUUCUUGAUGAUGUCAUAGCAAAGUCAUUAUGUAUAAAAAUAGUGUACUUUUGCCCCAAAGUGAGAUGGUGUUUACAUACAAAAUAUUGGUUUACAACAGUUUUACCAUCUUUCAUCUAUAGAAGUUCUGUUUUUUUUUUUUUUUAGCUCUAUAGAAGUUGUGUUAAGCAGAC
This is a messenger RNA of Linum tenue, 2268 nucleotides long. The record is from the annotation of a GenBank genome assembly. NCBI's taxonomy places the organism in Eukaryota, Viridiplantae, Streptophyta, Magnoliopsida, Malpighiales, Linaceae.